Schizosaccharomyces cryophilus OY26 is the source of this 1203-nucleotide messenger RNA. RefSeq names its product PWWP domain-containing protein. The transcript is spliced from 2 exons. The coding region runs from base 1 to 1203 and encodes 400 amino acids. Lineage: Eukaryota; Fungi; Ascomycota; Schizosaccharomycetes; Schizosaccharomycetales; Schizosaccharomycetaceae. The record is from RefSeq and is a predicted model, not a curated record.
AUGGUAACAACAAGAGCUACAAAUCGAAGUCGCGAUACGAAUUUAAAAAGAUCAAAGAAACAAGUGGAUUUAAAGGAAGCAUCAAAGAAGAAAAAGGCAGAAAAGACUGUAAGUAGCGAGGGCUCGCUGGAAAAUCUUCAAAAGCAAGUUAGGCAGGAUCGACGAUGGUCAUUGAAAAAGUAUAAACCUAAUAAAAAGCCAGAUAGCUAUUUUGAAGAAGGCAAAUAUGUUUUAGUAAAAUACAGUUUCUAUCCAUGGUGGCCCUCUAGAAUUGUCCGUAGAGAAGAGAUACCUCAGGAUAUAUCGAAACGAUUAGCAAAAUACAAAGGACUAGCAGUACAAUUCCUUCCGUCUAGAGACUAUGCGAUUAUACAAAUGGGCAAUGUCGGCUGCCUAGAUCUUUCCUAUAUAAGACAGACCAUUGAGAUUAUUGCCGACUCAAUCAAAAAUGAUUGCUCGUUUUCUGAUGCUGAGGAAACAGAAGAAGAAGAUGAACAAGAAGAGGAGGAAGAUGAAGCAGGCGAGGAAUUUAAGGAAGAUGGGACGAAACAAAUUCCUUCAUCUGAGGAUGAAGGGAAAGACACUACUAUAGAGAGAACGUACAAAAAAAGCAACAGAAAAGAAGGGAUAGGAUAUACAAGUCCUGAUUCCGGUGACCGGCACAUUCGAAAUAAAAACAAGACUGUUCCCCCAACCCAAGCAUCACCAGGAAAGCAACUUACAAAGAAAGAGUCAGAAAAGGAAGCAGCAAGGGCUAGUCUCUCUCCACCAAAGCUCCCAGUAUUUUCUUUUAAAUCUCAGCUGGAUCAACCUCUUAGUACAACGGACCUUUAUGCUCAAGCCUAUUAUGCUCGAGCGAAGAUAUUAAUGUACUAUUGUUACAAACUACAAAGAAUCCUGCUUUGUUUCAAUCAUUAUCCUACCGAAUCCGAAAUGACUGAUGUCCAUUCCAUUUUGGAAAAAUUAGAGAACUUUUCAGGCUUAAACGCAGAGUUGAUUGAAAACACAAAGCUUUUCGAACUCUUUUCUCAAUUAAAAGAACUUUCAGACCUGCAAUUAGAGCACCGAUACCACUUUGUUGACAGAUUCCACGUCUUAUUUACCUAUUUUCUGAAACUGUUGAACAAACCAAAUUUAUCUACCCUUGAAACGAACCCGCUAAACAAAAAUGAAAUUGUGGUCAAUCCUACAAUUCCUGCAUAA